This is a messenger RNA of Protopolystoma xenopodis, 336 nucleotides long. The record is from the annotation of a GenBank genome assembly. Lineage: Eukaryota; Metazoa; Platyhelminthes; Monogenea; Polystomatidea; Polystomatidae.
AUGGGUAUUUUAUGUGUAUUUGACCCUAGCUCUAAUUACCAACCCGCCUCCAGCCGAUCCAGGGAAGAUCCUCCCUCAAAUCCAUCCCAUUCCUAUGACGCUGACGAAGAUAGGUCACGCGGAUACUCCUCUAAGGGCCGGUUCUCUCGCACCAAAGGCCUUUCAAUUAGAGCAGGAGCUGGUACUGGAACAUCUUCCUCUCAUACUGGAAGUCCCAGCACCGCCAAUUCAACCUCUGAAGAGAAGGUCAUUUGGACUCCAAAUCGGGCUCAUAAUCAUCGCCCCCAAGGUUACUCUUCGAUGAGGAAAACCCAACUGCAUAAGAAUGACCCAUAG